This is a messenger RNA of Danaus chrysippus (African queen), 663 nucleotides long. The record is from the annotation of a GenBank genome assembly. Lineage: Eukaryota; Metazoa; Arthropoda; Insecta; Lepidoptera; Nymphalidae.
AUGAUGGAUGUUGAGGUGAUGGAUGUUGUAUUAAAGAUGAUGGAUGUUGAGGUGAUGGAUGUUGUAUUAAAGAUGAUGGAUGUUGAGGUGAUGGAUGUUGUAUUAAAGGUGAUGGAUGUUGAGGUGAUGGAUGUUGUAUUAAAGAUGAUGGAUGUUGAGGUGAUGGAUGUUGUAUUAAAGAUGAUGGAUGUUGAGAUGAUGGAUGUUGUAUUAAAGAUGAUGGAUGUUGAGGUGAUGGAUGUUGUAUUAAAGGUGAUGGAUGUUGAGGUGAUGGAUGUUGUAUUAAAGAUGAUGGAUGUUGAGGUGAUGGAUGUUGUAUUAAAGAUGAUGGAUGUUGAGAUGAUGGAUGUUGUAUUAAAGAUGAUGGAUGUUGAGGUGAUGGAUGUUGUAUUAAAGAUGAUGGAUGUUGAGGUGAUGGAUGUUGUAUUAAAGAUGAUGGAUGUUGAGGUGAUGGAUGUUGUAUUAAAGGUGAUGGAUGUUGAGGUGAUGGAUGUUGUAUUAAAGAUGAUGGAUGUUGAGGUGAUGGAUGUUGUAUUAAAGAUGAUGGAUGUUGAGAUGAUGGAUGUUGUAUUAAAGAUGAUGGAUGUUGAGGUGAUGGAUGUUGUAUUAAAGGUGAUGGAUGUUGAGAUAAUGGAUGUGCGUACGCAAUACCGGUAUAACUAA